Messenger RNA from Entrophospora sp. SA101, 261 nucleotides. The record is from the annotation of a GenBank genome assembly. Lineage: Eukaryota; Fungi; Glomeromycota; Glomeromycetes; Entrophosporales; Entrophosporaceae.
CCAAAAUAUAGAUUGCCCAAUUCAGCAUUUCAUCACCUAGAAAAUACUAUUUUGUACCCAAGUGCUAGUAGACUAUUUAGCUCCACUAAUACAAGGAACUAUGAAACACCAACUUAUCCCGCCUCAAAAUAUGACACAAAUGCAAUCCAAUCAUAUCUUGAAUGUGGAAUCAAAUGCAGAUUCUUCCAUAAACCUAGAAUGGGUCCUCAGUCAGCCUCGAAUGUGAAAAUGAACGUGAAUUAUUCCAACCUUGAAGUAUGA